AUGAGUUUGAUUUCUAAUCCUAAUCCUAACCAAUCCUCCUUUUGUCUGAAAUGGCCAUGGGAUGCUUUAAACCCUAACCCGAAAAUCCCCCAAACCCCUAACCCCUGCAACAAUUUUCAGCCUCCUUGGUUAUUCAGGUCUCUCCAAAACCUUGGAUCAUUAGCUUUCAAUUUCGCCAAUUCUCUUUCAAAUUCUUCAACUUCUCAAACUCCAAAUUCCCUGGAACCUAGCAAGAAAAUGAAUUUGACAUGGAACAAGAAUAAGAAGGUGACUUCCAAUGGUUUGGAGCAGGCCGAGGCGGAGCAGCGAGCGUUUGCUGCUGCUCUGGCAAGUGGUAAGGAGGCGACGUUGCUAGAGUUUUACUCGCCUAAAUGCAGGCUCUGUAAUUCAUUGGUUAAUUUUGUUUUGGAAAUGGAAACAAGGAAUGAUCAAUGGCUUAAUGUUGUCAUGGCUGAUGCUGAGAAUGAGAAGUGGCUACCAGAGCUCCUUAAUUAUGAUGUUAGUUAUGUCCCCUGCUUUGUGCUUAUUGACAACAAAGGAAGGGCCCUGGCUAAGUCGGGUGUCCCAAGUAGCCGUUUACAUGUUAUAGCUGGACUAUCACAUCUUCUCAAAAUGAAGCGUCCUCAACAAAACAAAUAG
Messenger RNA from Vicia faba (fava bean), 639 nucleotides. The record is from the annotation of a GenBank genome assembly. NCBI's taxonomy places the organism in Eukaryota, Viridiplantae, Streptophyta, Magnoliopsida, Fabales, Fabaceae.